AUGGUUGGAAGCAAGCGCACGAGGAGCAAAACUGCCGCGAUGACUAAAUCCGUGACGACCCAAUGCCACUCCACCCACGAUCCCGCGAUCGACAUGGUGGCACCACCACCUCUCACCACCGUGCCACCUACCAGACCCGCAGUCGGAUCUAGCAACCUUCGUGGCACCGCCACCGAGCAUGAUGGAACCUCCCAUCAAGGUGGGCUCGUUACCACCACUGACUUAGGCCCGGUCUUGGAGCAACUUCAAGCAUUCCCUCCAUUGCCUCCACGCUCGACGCAUGCUCCUGCAUACAGAUCCAAUGAAACCCUAGCCCAUGUGCAAUUGGGCUCCACACACUUCUCUUCUCCCAAUCCACGAAGUCAAGCAGAUCUUAAUAUGAUAGUUGACCAGCUAGCUCAAAGGAUGGACGACCAAACCAAUCUGAUGAGGCAGCUCCUCCACCAAAUAAACUUGGUUCAAAACCUUGACCUUGGACAACCGGGCGAAGAGAGAAUGAUGGAUGAACGCACCUAUCGGCAGCUCGAUGGGUACCAAGCAGGUCGAGCAGGAAUGGGCAGACAAGGAGAGGGACAACAACGUGAUCAACUUGCCGGCAUGUCACAAGCAUCUGCAAGCCACACACAAAGCAACGUACGAGAAAGACUCGGCCCACGACUUGACGUUUGCGCUUGCCUGGGCCCAAAGGCGCUCCGCUACUCGCUCGCAGAGAAAUAUUCACGAAAGGCUAGGCCCCAAGGAGGUCAACUUGGUAACCCGCACAAUGAGGACCGUGAAGAAAGGCACUCCACUAACCGCUCUCGAAGAACCAAUUCUCAUCGCCAAGUUACAGAAAAUCCCUCGCAAGCACGGUCCACCAACACGCCGCCUAGGCAGCGCAACCUAGAAGAUCAACCCUUGCAAACCAACGAGGAAGUUACUCGGUCUUGCCCAAAUCGUAAAGGUCAUCAACGUGACCGACUAGCCAUGUGUGCGGAAGACGUUGAGAAGCUUGUGAAUAACCGACUUCAAGACUUAAAGAUUGGUGGAAAUUUCGAAGAUGCACUACGUGUUGAGGUAGACCGAGCAAACUCAUCACCUUUCACCGUCGAAAUUGAGCAGGCUGCUCCCCCGAAACGAUUCUCAACGCCCUUUUUUACAUGCUUCAAAGGCGAUUCCGAUCCUGAAAGCCAUCUGAAGCAUUUUAAGAGCCUUAUGAUCCUCUACAAAGCCGAAGACGUGCUAAUGUGCAAGGUGUUUGCAAUGACUUUGCAAAGAGCAGCUCAGGACUGGUUCCACACCCUGCUAUUUGGGUCGAUCAGCAGCUUCAAGGAGCUUGCUUAUGUCUUCACUAAAGAAUACACUUCUUAUCGGUCAAUCAAGAAGAAUCCUGACCAUCUGUUCAACCUGCACAAGAAGUCCAAUGAAUCCCUGCGAGACUACAUCAAGAGGUUCAAAGCGGAGAGGGCAAACAUUGUAGGAUGUGAUGACCAAAUUGCGUUCUCUGCCUUCAAGAGGGGGUUGCCAACUGAAUGUGAGCUGUAUCGCGAGCUGACCAUUUAUCCUCGCCAAACACUGGUAGAAGUCUUCGCUAUAGCAGAGCGCUACGCAUUAUGGGACGACAACCGGAUCGCCACGAAGAAGGCUGAUCAAGUAGCUGAGCAGGCAAGCCAAGAGAACGGCAAGCGCAGAUCACAGUCUCAGGAAGGUGUUUCAGCAGCAGAGAGCUACACCAAGUUCACUAUCCCGAUACACCAGAUCCUGGCCCAAGUAAAAGACAUGCCUUGGUUGAAGAAACCAUCGCUUUUAAAGGGAAACCCAACCAAGAAGGAUACCAAUAGAUACUGCACAUUCCAUGAAGGGCAUGGUCAUUACACAAACGACUGCUUCGCUUGGAAAAGGCACCUUGAAGAUCUAGUCAGAGACGGCCAUUGCACAGAAUUCAUCGCAAGGAGGGCUAUCCAGCAAAUCAAGGAUUGUGACGCAGCUAACGAUGAACCUCCACGAAAAAGGUCAUAUGGAUCAACACGAUCCUAG
This is a messenger RNA of Prunus armeniaca (apricot), 2016 nucleotides long. The record is from the annotation of a GenBank genome assembly. Lineage: Eukaryota; Viridiplantae; Streptophyta; Magnoliopsida; Rosales; Rosaceae.